Messenger RNA from Ictalurus furcatus (blue catfish), 1854 nucleotides. RefSeq names its product KDEL endoplasmic reticulum protein retention receptor 2a (gene kdelr2a). The transcript has 5 exons. Gene Ontology annotation, cellular component: cis-Golgi network; endoplasmic reticulum; membrane. Lineage: Eukaryota; Metazoa; Chordata; Actinopteri; Siluriformes; Ictaluridae. Gene Ontology annotation, biological process: protein retention in ER lumen; endoplasmic reticulum to Golgi vesicle-mediated transport. Gene Ontology annotation, molecular function: ER lumen protein retrieval receptor activity. The coding region runs from base 184 to 822 and encodes 212 amino acids. The record is from RefSeq and is a predicted model, not a curated record.
AUUUAACUCUUGGCCACGUCCACCGGCCACGUCGCCCCGCGUUCGCCAUAUUUCUCGGAGGAAUGCGCUGGAAAAGUGUUGGAAAGCGGUUCAAGCAAAUUUCACCCGUCUCGUAUUCGUAACAGCGGAUAAAACGAUUCACUCUUGCUUCGUGUUCAAGUCAAGGAACAUUUAAAAGCCACAAUGAAUAUCUUUAGGCUGGCUGGAGAUCUGUCUCACUUAGCGGCAAUCAUCAUUCUGCUGCUCAAAAUCUGGAAAACCCGUUCCUGCGCAGGAAUCUCUGGGAAAAGCCAGAUACUCUUUGCUUUGGUGUUCACAACACGUUACCUGGAUCUGCUCACCUCCUUUAUUUCUCUCUACAACACGUUCAUGAAGAUCGUCUACAUCGGAUGCGCCUAUGCUACCGUGUACCUCAUCUACAUGAAAUUCAAGGCUACUUAUGAUGGAAACCAUGACACCUUUAGAGUGGAGUUUCUAGUAGUUCCUGUGGGAGGCCUGGCCUUUUUGGUCAAUCAUGACUUCUCUCCUUUGGAGAUUCUGUGGACCUUCUCCAUCUAUCUUGAGUCAGUGGCCAUCCUGCCUCAGCUCUUCCUGAUCAGUAAGACCGGAGAGGCUGAGACCAUCACCACCCACUAUCUGUUCUGCCUGGGUGUCUACCGUGCCCUCUAUCUCUUCAACUGGAUCUGGAGGUUCUACUUUGAGGGCUUCUUUGACAUGAUUGCUAUUGUGGCUGGGGUGGUCCAGACCAUCUUGUAUUGUGACUUCUUCUACCUUUAUGUCACAAAAGUGCUGAAAGGAAAGAAGCUUAGCUUGCCAGCGUAAGUGCCAAAGAACAGAAGACCUGUGUCACCAUUCAGACUCAUAUGGGGGGGGGGCACGGGCCAGCAAUGUCACAGCAAGAGGCCGAAGACAGAAAGCGCACGUGAAACUGCUGCCGUUUGUGAAAUGUCAUCUGGAUGAAAAAAAAAUGACUGCACAAUGACUGCAAUGAGGACUUCUCUUGGAUUUGGCAAUGGAAAUUUUUUGUUUUCAGCAUCUUGCGAUACCUUUUUAGUGCUGUUAAGAAAAACUCAAAAAGAACAAAAAAAAAAAGUAAACAAAUACUUUUUCUAUGUGAGGUGUUUCAUAAGUUUAAAUGUUAAAUUUGGCCAGAUUAAACACACCUUAACUCCUACUACAUGUACUUUUUGAAAAUUUAUUUGUGGUUUCUAGGAGUGUUGAAUCAGGUACAGUUUGUACUUUGACAUAAGUGACACAUGAAGUACUAUACACAUAUUUUAAACCAUCUCAUUUUUUCCCUAUAACAUGAAAUUGCUUUAGACUUCAAUGGCCUUUCAAAUUUCGUCAACUUACACAAAUGCCUUAUUCAUUUGAGAAGAAUUAUAGCCAGUAUGUAAGCAGAAACGUUUCCUUGUCGACUUUUCCGUAGAAGGAGAAUGUUUUGUACUACCAAAUCAUUCAGCACUGAUAAGUUUUUAUUUCUUAUGUAUUGGCUCCAAAUUACUGUGCAUUUUGUAUCUCUGUUAAGGUUGUAGUCAUUCAGUAGUACUCAUGAUGUAAUGUACAACCUCCAUAACACAGGACAAGAUAAUAUUAAUAGUAGUAUCCUGUGAUUAAGUAUUUGUUCUUUAGAUGCAGUAAUUUAUCAACAAAGCCCAUGGAAUUUAAUAUGGUGUGCUUAUCAAACGAGAUCUGGAGCGUGUGUGUGUACAGAUUUCAUAGAACACUUGUGUUCAGUUUGGACAUUCAUUUAUAUAUUCAGUAUGCUUGAUGUCCCCCUUCAUGAGUCAUUCUGCUAGGGUUUUCGUUUUUCGAGUUUUUAUGUUAUCACCUCCAAUAAAAUAUUUUACAGGC